CAUAGUGUGAACACAGCAGAAAGGGAGAACAUGCUUAUGAAGGAGAAGCGGCGCACAGCAUCCAGCAGCAGCUGCAGCAGUUUGACGACAGUUGGCCGAGGAUGCGUGAGUCCAUUCGGUGUGGCUGGCGUUUGUCUCGUCGCUAUUCUGGUCCUGGACUCAGUUCCACUUAUACACAAUGCGCCAGUAGAACCUUGGCGAGAGACAGCCGACCAGAGGCAACUUCUGAGCCAGAUCGCCGCGGCCUGCUCCUCGUUCUUCUCUGCUGACUUUCAGGCACCCGACGUCUUGGGGGAAAUUUGCUUCUUGAUGCUCAUCCAAAAGUCCAAGAGCCCCACAUUGCAUCCCCUCCUGCAACUGGUGCCCAACCUGCACACCCGACUAGAGAGAGGACUUAGAAUGCAAGCCGAACUGGAGGGACCCGGUGGAAUCCAAAGCAGAGGCUACUUCCUUUAUCGGCCUAGAAAUGGAAGAAGAGCAAUAGAAAAUGAAUAGCAGCACUUGAGCACUACCCCACAGCUGCUGCACUGGACUAGACCAACGACUCAACAACAUACUUUACUUAUAUAUAUAUACAAUAAAA
Corythoichthys intestinalis (scribbled pipefish) is the source of this 583-nucleotide messenger RNA. RefSeq names its product neuromedin U (gene nmu). Lineage: Eukaryota; Metazoa; Chordata; Actinopteri; Syngnathiformes; Syngnathidae. Bases 31 to 495 code for a protein of 154 amino acids. Gene Ontology annotation, molecular function: neuromedin U receptor binding. The transcript is spliced from 7 exons. The record is from RefSeq and is a predicted model, not a curated record. Gene Ontology annotation, biological process: regulation of smooth muscle contraction.